UGUAACAAAAAAAAAAAUGUUUUAGGACACACAAUCACACAGCUUCAUUCUCUUCCCUGUAACAAAAAAAACUUCAUUCUCUUCCUUCCUUGUGUUAACCCUAGCCAUGGAGAGAAAAAGCAAAGGCCGCCAAAAGAUCACCAUGACCAAAAUGGAGAACGAGAGCAACCUCCAAGUCACCUUUUCAAAACGGCGAUCCGGUCUCUUCAAGAAAGCCAGCGAGCUUUCAAUCUUGUGUGGUGUCGAGGUGGGAAUCAUUGUAUUCUCUCCUGGCAAAAAGGCCUACUCUUUUGGCCACCCCACUGUGGAUAUGAUCAUCGACAGGUUUCUGUCCCGGGACGCUCCUCUGAACAGUGGAACCCACCAGCUGGUGGAGGCUCACCGGAGUGCCUGUGUCCGGGAUCUUAAUCUGCAGUUGAACCAUGUUCAGGCCCUUCUGGACGUGGAGAAGCAGCGCGGCACAGCCCUAGAUCAGCUGAGGAUGGCCGAGGGUCAGGGCGAACAUCGCUGGUGGGAGGGUUCGGUUGAGGAGAUGAAUCUGCCACAGCUUCAUCAGUUUAAGGCUGCUAUGAUGCAACUCAGGACCAAGAUUGGAAUCCGCGCUGAUAGGAUUCUGCACGAACAGCCUGCCAAUUCCUUUGGAUUUGGGGUGGGACCGACUUCUUUUGGUGGUGGUGCUGGAUUUCAUCCAGGGCCGAGUUCUUUUGGAGGUGCUGGAUUUCUUGCUGGGCCGAGUUCUUUUGGUGGUGGUGGUGGUAACACUGCUGCUGGUGGUGGUGGGUUUUUUGCUGGGCUUGGUGGUGGUGGUGGUACUUCUUUUGGUGGUGGUGGUGGUGGAUUUCUUGAUGGGCGGAGUUCUUUUGGUGGUGGUGCUGGUGGCUCGUCAUUUCAGGCCAGAGGUGGUGUUGGCUCGACAUUUCAGGCGGGCCCGAGUUUUGCUGGAGGUGGUGGUAUUGGUGCUUUACCAUUUGGUGCAGGGCUGGGUUCUUUUGGAGCUGGUGGUGGUGGCAGCGACAACAAUAGCAUUGUUCCAUUUGAUGGUAGGAUUCCAGACACCGGUGGUUCGAAGGCUCCUUAUGGAUUUAACCAUGGCUAUGGUCGUGGUUUUUACUAGAAGCUCAUAUGACUGAUUUAUAUUAAUGUUUUUUUGACAUUGUACACAGUUUUUCUUUUUUCUUUUUUUGUCUUGGUGAUGUUGAACCCCAUAUUGGAAUAAAUUGACACUUUUAUGUGUGUGAUUGAU
Camellia sinensis is the source of this 1243-nucleotide messenger RNA. Its product is annotated as agamous-like MADS-box protein AGL61. Gene Ontology annotation, molecular function: DNA-binding transcription factor activity, RNA polymerase II-specific; RNA polymerase II cis-regulatory region sequence-specific DNA binding; protein dimerization activity. The record is from RefSeq and is a predicted model, not a curated record. Gene Ontology annotation, biological process: positive regulation of transcription by RNA polymerase II. Lineage: Eukaryota; Viridiplantae; Streptophyta; Magnoliopsida; Ericales; Theaceae.